Messenger RNA from Hyaloperonospora brassicae, 1551 nucleotides. The record is from the annotation of a GenBank genome assembly. Lineage: Eukaryota; Oomycota; Peronosporomycetes; Peronosporales; Peronosporaceae.
AUGUUCCGAACUGCCUUUUGUUUUGUGCUCGUUUGCCACGUCCUCUUGGCUACAGUCGAAUGUGUCAACGGGUUCGCUUCGGACGACGCGCGAGCUGCUGUGGAAAGCGUGACGCACGUGCGCGUGGUGGAUCACGUGGACAGGACGGCCCGCAGUCUCCAGGCAGCUGAGACUGCAAUGGAGACUUUGCUCGACGAACGGGAGGAGCUUGAAGACCGGGGGUAUUUUAGUGAGAUCGGAGAUAAACUUGGAGGCGCAGUGGCACGUGUUGCAAGAGCAUUUACGGCUCCAAGCGAUGUGGGCAUCGAAGCCAAUAAGAUGAGGCAGACCCUGUCGAAUGAUGAAGUUUUUCUUGACGCGGUGGCUGGAUUAGAUCAGCUUAACAGCCUCAAAGCUGACGAACAGACUUUGAAGGUUCCUGCGAAGGCUGAGACCAUGCCAAAGAUUCAGGACCUGGUGGACGAGACCAAAGUUGAUCCAGCAAUUGUCAAGCUCAAGGCAAACGGACAGACUUCCGAAGUCCCUGCGAAAGCUGAGGGCGUGGCAACGAGCAAGGACCCGAUGGACGAGACCAAAGUUGAUCCAGCAAUUGUCAAGCUCAAGGCAAACGGACAGACUUCCGAAGUCCCUGCGAAAGCUGAGGGCGUGGCAACGAGCAAGGACCCGAUGGACGAGACCAAAGUUGAUCCAGCAAUUGUCAAGCUCAAGUCAAACGGACAGACUUCCGAAGUCCCUGCGAAAGCUGAGGGCGUGGCAACGAGCAAGGACCCGAUGGACGAGACCAAAGUUGAUCCAGCAAUUGUCAAGCUCAAGGCAAUCGGACAGACUUCCGAAGUUCCUGCGAAAGCUGAGGGCGUGGCAACGAGCAAGGACCCGAUGGACGAGACCAAAGUUGAUCCAGCAAUUGUCAAGCUCAAGGCAAACGGACAGACUUCCGAAGUCCCUGCGAAAGCUGAGGGCGUGGCAACGAGCAAGGACCCGAUGGACGAGACCAAAGUUGAUCCAGCAAUUGUCAAGCUCAAGUCAAACGGACAGACUUCCGAAGUCCCUGCGAAAGCUGAGGGCGUGGCAACGAGCAAGGACCCGAUGGACGAGACCAAAGUUGAUCCAGCGAUUGUCAAGCUCAAGGCAAACGGACAGACUUCCGAAGUUCCUGCGAAAGCUGAGGGCGUGGCAACGAGCAAGGAUCCGAUGGACGAGACCAAAGUUGAUCCAGCAAUUGUCAAGCUCAAGGCAAACGGACAGACUUCCGAGGUCUCUGCGAAAGCUGAGGGCGUGGCAACGAGCAAGGACCCGGUGGACGAGACCAAGGUUGAUUCACCGAAUGAAUCGGGAAGACACUCUGUCAGUGACUCUGACAAAAAUAGAGCGGAGCUGAAUCUGAUCAAGGCGCUCAAUCGGGACAUCAAGGUAGAGGAACUCCGCAGAAAGCUCAAGUUCUCUACAAUCACGCAGGUCAUUGUGCUUUCAAUAAUCGUGGGCAUUGCUGCUAUAGCUUCCGCUAUUGUACAGCGUAAGGAGGCAAUAGCUGAGGCAAAGUCGAAUGCCUAA